Molecule: messenger RNA, 2820 nt
Organism: Rodentolepis nana
Lineage: Eukaryota; Metazoa; Platyhelminthes; Cestoda; Cyclophyllidea; Hymenolepididae
Source: the annotation of a GenBank genome assembly
AUGGCCGAAAGUAAAACCUUCGCCAUCAAAUCUGCUCUUGAACAAAUAAAAAAUGAUAGCCUCUCUGAAAAAUGGCAAUUCUUGUCAUUCUCAACUAGCGAGGCUAUUAAUAUUUUGGAGAACGAAUGCCUUUUGCAUCAGUUGUCAAAGCAUAGAGUGCGUGAAGUGGUAUUGGCUCCCAUUCAGGUUGCUCUUGAAUCCCGCAAUACUAAGCUAAAUGCUGAUGCACUUACUGCACUUGAAGCAUUUGUUGAUUCAGAAUUUCUCUAUGAUGAAUCUAACGAUCCCUUAGCUGAUACAGAUCUUACGUUUCAAUUUCUUGAUACCAUUUCUCCUUGUACAAUUUUCAGCGAACUUAUUCAGACAUCUUUUCUCAAGAUAUGUCUCGAUUUAUAUUCCAAAUUUAUGGCUACUCGAAACAAAGAAAAGUCAUUUGUGGCUCAAACUACUCUUGUCCAAAUCGUGGAGUCAUUUGUUGCUAAAAACAAUGUUUGUAUAAGUGGGGAAAUGUCCAAUGCCGACUUACGUUCAUCUAAUAAAUUUGCUUACAACUGCAUGUUUGAGGAAAAUGCCGAACAAUUUGAGCUUUCUGAUACUCAAAUACAAAUUCUGGGUGUUCUAAAGUGUUUAAUUGAGUCUCUUCUUCCAGAUAACACGACUAACUUGAAUAAAACUGCAGUUCCUUUGUGUCUUCAAUCUAUUGCUACCAUCGUGUCCCUUCUUCCCAUUUCAAUGGUUAAGCAAAGAGUUUUCCUCAACAUUCUAUGGCAGAGAAUGUGUCCUAUGUUAAUGUGGUUUCUUAGUAAUCCAAAGCAGGAGAAAACAAUCACAUCGACAUCAGAUUUUCAAUCUCUCACGAGGCAGUCAGGAGAAAAGCAGACUAUUGGAACGGCUAGUUCAGUUGCUCCUCCAAUGCUCUCUCCUGAAGCACUAAAAACUGUCUAUGACAUUGUGAUUGACCUCACCUUCCUUGUUGGACCUAUUGGUGAAUUGCGUCCUAUGCUGGAAUCACUAUUCCACAAAAUGCUUCUCUAUCCACCCCCAACUUUUCGUCAGAUUGCCCUCAACUCCGUUUGUAGACUUUUGAGUACACCAGAAGGACUUCUAAGCAUUGCUGGACCUGUUGUGUCUAUGCCUUUGUCAACAGAAGACACUGAUGAUGGCUUCGAAUCCCCUUCGGUGUAUUUCAGUGAUCUCCAGGCACCAGAUUUUCGACUUUUCAAUAUAAUACUGGAGUCUGUUCAUGCCUGUUCACAAACGGCAAACCAAUCCUUGGUUUGCACCGGUGCCAAAUGCGUUAAUUUGAUUUCAACAACUCUGGGGAAGCUCGCACACAGUGAGGGACUGAGCGAUGCAUUCGUUCAGAAAAUCCACUCCCAGAUAUCCAAAUCGGAAGAAAGUAAGAAGGCUUUUGAGAAGGAUAAACCUGAUAGUUCACGUGGAAAUGCUAUACAGAGCGCGUCACUACCUCGGUCACUGGAAGUUGAUCGGUGGGCGGCUCAUGAUUACCUUCUCUCUCUCAUGAAGACGAUUCCAAGUCUUCUCGAUGCUCAAUCCACCAUUGAAUUGGAUAAUCUCCUCCUAGAAUUCUCUUCAGCUUACUGCAAAGAGCGUCGAUCGAGUGUUUCUGGGGGUGUUCUGAGUCCAUCAGAUGCUUCGGACAUCGCCGAUAACGCACAAAUCUACGAUGUCGGUGGAACUCUUCUGAAUGCUGAUGCAAUCUAUGUCGCCACCGUUUCGGCGUUAGCUUUGAACUAUCGUCUCCUUCAAGCUGGUUUCUAUUCAAACAACAGCAAAUUCACUACCAAAAUUAUGACUGAGUUUGAAUUUCUGGAUUUGAUUCUUGGAUCAGGACUAAUGCUCUAUGUAUCGGAAACGUGGUUAUCUCAAGUCUAUCGGGGCAUUCGGAAUCAAGAUAUUCUCAGCUCUUCCGGCCUAUCUCCUAAACUUCUAUGUGGAACUAUGGUUGGAGAAAAUGAACCACCCCUUAGAGGUUCUUGUCUAGUUGAGAUGUUGAUUGAAUUCGAUGGAAUCGGAUGGUCAUUUGAUAAUUUUAAAAUCUUUGUAUUUUCCUCCAUGGUUGCUUUUCAGAAAGCUGUUGGGUCCUCAAAGGAUGCCGAAGAUGAUAUUUUUACGAAUGUGGAAGAUGGGACAUUGACGAAAGUUCGAGAUCGAGUCGGUGAGGCGUUGGUUUCUUGCGUCCUCCUAGCUGGUUGGCAGAGGAUUGUUGAAACCAUCACCAACACAAUAGCUCUAGCUGGAAUGCCUGUAGAUAUAUCGUCUACCGGAUUCGCUUCCUUCUUUUCUGCACGUCAACCUUCUAUGACACCAGUUGGCCCCGCGAAGGAAAAAUCGCAGGCAAAGGAUGUAGGAACAACCUCACUACUCCAAAGACUCUUGAGUCUAUUCUACAUUACUGAGGAAGAGACGGCAAAACAGAGCGCUCAGAUACGAGAGUUAGGCUUGACUCUCUCGGCUAGUCUACACAGCUUGCAACAUUUGGCUCUUUUAGCAAGUUCUAGUCCAUCUGAAGCCCUGAGGGCUCGUUGUGGCUCCGUGUUUGGCCUCCUCACUGAAACAGCAAGAGCUGCAUUGAUUGUUGCCAAGGAAAAUAACUCGCUUCCCUCAAUUCCAGCAAAUCGUCUUCAUUCAGCCCAUGCUUUAGGUAUCCAUGUGGUACUUAAUAACGCACUCAGACUUGGUUGCCAAUCACCUGAUUGUUGGAUUCAUCUUUUGAAUGCCUGUCAACUUGUUCAAGGAAUGCUGCAGCCUUUUGUUGCAUCGAUGUGGGAUACUGAGCCUACAGAUGGUGAAAAGUAA